Molecule: messenger RNA, 1086 nt
Organism: Mesoplodon densirostris (Blainville's beaked whale)
Lineage: Eukaryota; Metazoa; Chordata; Mammalia; Artiodactyla; Ziphiidae
Gene: C19H19orf18
Product: chromosome 19 C19orf18 homolog
Exons: 7
Coding region: 201-950 (249 amino acids)
Source: RefSeq, a predicted model, not a curated record
CUCCCCACUGGCUGACUUGGUUCCAUGAAAGAAUUCCAUGUGGCAACGUGAGCUGACGUCACACUGGUGUUUCCCAGUCAGAACCCAAACAUUCUGUAGUGAGAAGAGCUCCUUAGUUCCUCAGAGAAAUAUAGGACAGAUGCUAGCCUACAACUAAAUACUUCCUUUCACCCAUAUGAUAACAAACUAGCAGUUUUGGAAUGAUGGACAAGGUUCAAAGUUCUUUCGCCAUUUUAUUUUUGUUUUUAAUGGAAUUCCCACUUCAUUUGUGCUUGCCUUAUGCAGGUGAGUUCAAACCAGCUGGACAAACAACACACGUAAUGGGUUAUAUACAGUCACAAAGACCCACAAAUGUCACCGAAAAGCCCACACUGUACGCUAAGGAAUUUCAAUUAUCUCAUGUUCAAGGAGCUUUCUCAAAACACAGAGCUCCAGCACGUACUACACCCACGCCAUUCCCAGGGCGUACUGAUAAUGGGAGAAGUGGUACACCUGAGCCUACAAAAAGCAUCCAAGGUUUUGUAGCACAUUCAGUGGGCCUAAAUACCAACCACAAUACAGGUUUGCGGAAUUCAGUGAUUCCUCAUAGACCUGCUCUUGUUCAAGUAAUUACAAUUGCGUGUAUAGCCUUCAGUAUUGCCCUGAUAUGUGGGAUCACUAUUUCCUACAUGAUAUAUCGAAUGGUACAGGCUGAGGAAAAACAACAACUUGCGUCACUCUAUGAAAAUGUCAAGAUACCAUUAUUAGGAGAGGAAGAGGAGGGCUCUGAGGACGAGUCCACGCGCCUCCUUCCAGAGAGGGAGAAGGAGCUGGAGAAGUUCAUUCAUUCAGUCAUUAGAUCAAAAAGAAGAAAACAUAUGGAAAAGAAGAGAUUGAACACACAGCAAAAGUUGGUAAAGGAAGUGGAAAUAAAGGAUGCUAUACAUACCGCAAAUCCGGGGCUUCUGUGAAAAGAAAUGAAAGAGAGGCAGGACAUGCCAGCCAGUGUGGAGGAAACAGUGACAGAUGACAGAAUGUGAGCAUGACUUGCUCCUGGAGAACCUUGUGCAAGAGCACUCUAAAGGAAGAACACCAGACGUAAAAACA